CUGCUGUAUAUAAAGCCGAGGAAUUCUUCUCCCCCUCUGCUUGUCACACUGGCCUGCAUGCUCUCCACUGGACUUGUGGCUCCUUGCUGUUGCAUCUGACACAUAAUUGGGAAUAAAGAGGAACAAAAACAAUGCCGGAACCCACCAAAAAAGCCGAUGAAACAGAAGCAGAGACUGCACCACCUUCAGAACAAAAUAAACCUGAGGAGAAUGGAAAUCAACCUAACCAAGAAGAAAAGGAGAGUGAAAUAAUGAUCGUAAUUCUACCAUCAGACGGGAACGUCAGUGAAAUGACAUCCUCUUCAGAAGAUGAAGAUGACACUUCAACUGCAGGUGGGACUAAUCGGUCAGGAGAGAGAAAGGACUCAGUAUGGUCUAUGGGAGAUGGCCCUCAGGAAGAAGGAGAUAAGCAAGACAAUUCACAGAAAUCCCUUUUAUUUGUUGAAAAACCAAAGGGUGGAACAAUUAGUGUUGGACAAAAUAUUACAUUUAUAGGAAAAGUUGAAGCCCAGGAUCUUCUCCGAAAGCCAACUGUUAAGUGGUUCAAAGGGAAAUGGAUGGACCUGGCAAGCAAAGUAGGGAAGCACCUUCAGCUAAAGGAGACAUUUGAGCGCCAUACCAAGAUGUACACAUUUGAGAUGCAAAUCAUUAAAGCUAAGGAAAACUAUGCAGGAAAUUAUAGAUGUGAAGUAACGUAUAAGGAUAAGGUUGAUAGUUGCUCUUUUGAUCUGGAAGUCCAUGAAACUUCAUCUGCACCAUCAAUCGAUAUCCGGUCUGCAUUCAAAAGAAGCGGUGAAGGACAAGAGGAUGCAGGAGAACUUGACUUUAGUGGUCUCCUGAAACGUAGGGAGGUUAAGCAGCAGGAGCCUGAGGAGCCUGAUGUAGAUGUGUGGGAGAUCCUGAAGGCUGCAAGCCCCAAUGACUAUGAGAAAAUUGCCUUUCAGUAUGGAAUCACUGACCUGAGGGGCAUGCUGAAACGUUUGAAGCGCACCCGCAGGGAAGAAAAGAAAAGUGCAGCUUUUGCUAAGAUUCUGGAUCCUGCAUAUCAAGUGGAUAAAGGAGGCAGAGUAAGAUUUUCAGUGGAGCUGGCUGACCCAACAGUGGAACUCAAGUGGUACAGAAAUGGGCAAGAAAUACGUCCAAGUGGAAAAUACAUAUUUGAGCACAAAGGUAAUGAGAGAAUCUUAUUUGUCAACAACUGCAUGCUCACAGAUGAUGCCCGUUAUCAUGUGACUGCUGGCGAUGAGAAAUGCUCUACAGAACUCUUUGUAAGAGAGCCCCCGGUGAUUGUGACCAAAGGCUUAGAAGAUACCAAUGCUUAUAUUGGUGACAAAAUAGAAUUAUCAGUUGAAGUGUCUGAAGAUGAUGCAAAUGUGAAAUGGUUUAAAAAUGGUGUGGAGCUGCCUCUUGAUAGUAAAUCUCGAUACAAAGUGAAGGUUGAGGGUAAAAAACACACUCUAAUCAUUGAGGAAGGAACCAAAGCUGACAAUGCAACUUAUUCAGUGAUGACAACGGGAGGACAAUCAUCUUGUAAACUAAAAGUUGACUUGAGGCCACUUAAGAUACUACAUCCUUUGGAAGACCAGACUGUGAGGCUUGGCAAAGAGCUCUCCCUGAAAUGUGAGAUCUCUGAGAAUGUAGAAGGGAAGUGGUACAAAAAUGGGCAGCUUCUCCAACCCAGUGACCGCAUUAAGAUACAUCAUAAAGGAAGAAUCCAUCGGCUAAUUGUUGAUAAAUCACUCAUUGAGGAUGAUGGAGAGUACAUGUUUGUUCCAGAUGCCUAUAAUGUUAACAUCCCCUGCAAAGUGCAUAUUAUAGAUCCUCCUAAAAUCCACCUUGAUGGACUUGGUGAUGGCAAUACAGUGACAGUUGUAGCAGGAACCAAGUUACGUCUUGAAAUUCCUGUCUCUGGAGAGCCAACUCCGAAGAUUAUGUGGAGCAGAGGGGACAAGUGGCUCAUGGAUCCUGCAGCCAGAAUACGGGCAGAUAAUUACCCAGACAGCAGUUGUUUGGUGAUUGAUUCAGCUGAGAGAGAUGACUCAGGUGUCUACAGAAUAAUGUUAAAGAAUGAGGCAGGAGAAGACACAGCCCACAUCAACAUCAAAGUGGUUGAUAUUCCUGACCCUCCUGCGGCACCCAUUGUGGUUGAUGUAGGAGAAGAUUGGUGCAUUAUGAACUGGGAACCUCCAGCAUAUGAUGGUGGGUCGCCUAUCUUAGGUUACUACAUUGAGAGGAAAAAGAAGCAAAGUUCCAGGUGGAUGAGGCUGAACUUUGACCUUAUUAAAGAAACAACUUUUGAGCCGAAAAAGAUGAUUGAAGGAGUUGCCUAUGAAGUCCGGGUGUUUGCUGUCAAUGCCAUAGGCACUUCAAAACCAAGCGAGCCCUCAAAGCCUUUUGUGCCUUUGGCUGUCACAAGUCCACCCACCUGCCUGGCAGUUGAUUCCGUAACAGAUACUACAGUUACCAUGAAAUGGCGGCCACCAGACCAAAUUGGAGCUGCAGGUUUAGAUGGCUAUGUUAUAGAGUAUUGCUUUGAAGGAAGUCCUCAGGAGCCCACUACAGAGGGCAAGGGAGACAGUGGUGGUGGUACAGAGCAAAAUAAUAGUGAGGAGACAGACGGGGGCUUGAUCAAGACUGAAGAGAAGACACCAAAACCCUGUAUAUCGGCAGAACUGUAUGAAGGUGAAUUUCUGGAGGCAACUUAUGACCUGGAAGCGGAAGAAUGGAUUGUGGCUAAUCCAGAACUCACAGACAAAACAAAAUUCACCAUCACUGGCCUGCCAACUGGAUCAAAAAUCUUUGUUCGAGUAAAAGCUGUGAAUGCUGCUGGUGCCAGUGAACCUCGGAUGCAUCCACAGCCAAUUUUAGUCAAGGAAGUGAUAGAACCCCCGAAGAUUCGUCUGCCAAGACACUUAAAGCAAACAUAUGUUCGAAGGGUUGGAGAAGCUGUGAAUCUUGUUAUUCCCUUCCAGGGAAGACCAAGACCUAAGGUCUCUUGGAAGAAAAAUGGAGCUCAUGUAGAUAAGAACCAAAUUAACAUCCGCAACAGUGAAAAUGACACAAUCAUCUUCAUCCGAAAGGCAGAGAGGAUCCACUCUGGGAAAUAUGACAUGAAAGUCAAAGUAGACAAUCUGGUGGAUAAAGCCACAAUAGAGAUUCAAAUAGUUGAUCGUCCAGGCCCACCACAAGUUGUAAAAAUUGCAGAUGUCUGGGGAGAGAAUGUUGCUUUGGAAUGGGAGCCACCCAAGGAUGAUGGCAAUGCAAACAUAACUGGGUACACAAUUCAAAAAGCUGACAAAAAAAGCAUGGAAUGGUUCACCGUCAUUGAACACUACCAUCGGACCAGCGCUACCAUUACUGAACUUAUCAUUGGGAAUGAGUAUUUCUUCCGGAUCUUUGCUGAAAAUAUGUGUGGCCUCAGUGAGGAUGCAACAAGGACAAUGGAGAGCGCUGUGAUUGCCAAGGAUGGGAAAGUCUACAAAAACCCAGUUUAUGAGGACUUCAAUUUCAAUGAACCACCAAUGUUUACCCAGCCUUUAGUUAAUACAUAUGCUGUGUCUGGUUACAAUACAACUUUGAACUGCAGCGUCAGAGGAAAUCCCAAGCCCAAGAUAACAUGGAUGAAGAACAAAAUAGUUAUCAUGAAUGACCCCCGGUACAGAAUGUUUGGUAACCAGGGAGUUUGCACCUUGGAGCUCCGCAAGCCCAGCCACUUUGAUGGCGGCACGUACACUUGCAAGGCUGUCAACAGUCUGGGUGAGGCAGAAGUUGAAUGCAAAUUGGAAGUUAGAGUGAUAUAUCAUGGCGUAAUUACCCCAGGAGAACCAAUCUUCUCGGCGGGGCAGAAACAGUUACACAGUAAGGAUUUUUGAAUGUAUAGUGUCAUCUAAGGUGGGGUCUCAUUCUUCAGACUACUAUUGCAAGGGGUGCCCCCACAUAUCAUUGACUCCUAUAUGAAAGCAUGCAACCCUGAGGAAAAGUAAAGAGCCUGGCCACAAUGUUUCUCCGCCACUGCACUGGAAACUGGCAGCCAGCACUGCAGCAGUUUAACUCCUACCAUGGCACUCCCACAGCAUGGCCCACUGCAUUGCCCCUUCCCUCUUGCUGCUGUUGGAAAGAAAAUUCAUGCAUGGAUUGCUUUUUUCAAGUUGAAAUGUUGAAGUUGAAGCUUACCCAUGUUUCAAUGAUCCACAUCAUUAUGUUUGUUUGUUUUAUUCAUUCUCUCUCAUGCUGAAAAGCAAGGAAAUGGGGGAGAAAAGCUAUGCCAAUACGCAUGGGAGCUAAUAUUUGAGUUUGUACUUUAUAUAACUAGAUAGAUUCUUCUUCUUUUUUUUUGUGAGAAGCAGGUACUGCUAGACCCAGUGGCAGUGCAGUCAGGCCUUGAAACACAUACCUCUUUUGAUAAAUAAUGGAUCUAACACUUUCCUAGGCUGCUAAAAAUGGACUGUUUGGCAUAUGUGAUUUGCAGCAUUUAACAGUUUAUUUCAGCGGAAUGUAUCUUCAGUUAGAAGGAUUUCUGUUCAUCUCACUCCUUUGUGAAUCUCUUGGCUACUAAAAGUUUCAUGUAAUGUACAAUAAAGCUGAAGUGUUUAAGAGCUA
Molecule: messenger RNA, 4599 nt
Organism: Zootoca vivipara (common lizard)
Lineage: Eukaryota; Metazoa; Chordata; Lepidosauria; Squamata; Lacertidae
Gene: MYBPC1
Product: myosin binding protein C1
Biological process (GO): sarcomere organization
Cellular component (GO): M band
Molecular function (GO): protein binding
Source: RefSeq, a predicted model, not a curated record